AUGAUCAAUACCACAGAAGUUUCUGCUACCAGUGAAGUUGGUUUGAAACCAAAUCAGGCCAAGGCGAGUACUAACUGGCUGGGUGUGAUUCUAACACAACCAAAACUUGUGAAAGCAGGAUUCGGUUCAGUUCACAAGAAUCAUCCCGAACAUAGCGGCGCAAGACUCUUGUAUAUGAGGACUAUUGUCCCGGACAAAUUAGAGCAAGACUUGUUGAUCUCGAAAAGCGUCGAUCAGGUACGCUUAUUGGCUGGAAUGUUUUUUUAUGUCAGAGCUUUAGGAAGUCUGGAAAAUACCAACAACACAGCCAUAAAGGUGUACAUAAAGAUCAAAUUACCAGGUGCCCCCGGAAGCCGUGAGAAGUGUCCACCUGCCUACAAGCGAACGACAUUGCUGGACAAUUUUCUACCUUAG
Molecule: messenger RNA, 414 nt
Organism: Opisthorchis viverrini
Lineage: Eukaryota; Metazoa; Platyhelminthes; Trematoda; Opisthorchiida; Opisthorchiidae
Exons: 3
Coding region: 1-414 (137 amino acids)
Source: RefSeq, a predicted model, not a curated record